Lachnellula hyalina is the source of this 1335-nucleotide messenger RNA. It is a transcript of the gene NAM9, whose product is annotated as 37S ribosomal protein, mitochondrial. Bases 1 to 1335 code for a protein of 444 amino acids. The record is from RefSeq and is a predicted model, not a curated record. Gene Ontology annotation, molecular function: rRNA binding; structural constituent of ribosome. Gene Ontology annotation, biological process: positive regulation of translational fidelity. The transcript has 3 exons. Gene Ontology annotation, cellular component: mitochondrial small ribosomal subunit. Lineage: Eukaryota; Fungi; Ascomycota; Leotiomycetes; Helotiales; Lachnaceae.
AUGUCGAGGAAGAGGUUUCAUGGUCUAAAGCGCAUAGUGCCUAGAUUCCGCAUGACAUGGAACAAAUACAAUCUCUACAAUCUUAGUCGCUUGAUGUCUCCAAAUAAUGGAGGCACGUAUUUCCAGCAGAAAUGGAAAGCCAAAGCUGCAACGCGAGCGUACCAUGGGGAGCAGAUUCGGGAGAAGCAAUGGCAACGGAUGUUUACCUCGAGGUUGAACGCGGUCGUGCCAAUGGACCACAGAUACUUGGGGGAGAAUGAUGGGUCAGAGCUUGCUGCUGGAAGAGGUUCCGGUUUGGAUGAGAGGGGGGAGUCUCAGAGCAACCUAAAGACUCCGUACAUGCAGAUGACUUAUGCACCGACCGAAAGACGACUCGACAUAGCCAUAUUCCGAUCAUUGUUUGCCAGCAGUGCUCGACAGGCUCGGCAAUUCGUUACACAUGGCCAUGUGACGGUCAAUGGAAAGAAGAUGCCAUAUCCAGGAUACCUUCUGAACCCCGGAGAUAUGUUCCAAGUAGAGCCGGAGAGCGUGCUAUUUGCAACAGGACAGAUGAAAGACAAAGAGCAAGUCAAGGCAGGCCGGGAGAUGAAGAGAGCAAGACGAGUAGUAAAUACCCGGCGAGCUGAGAAGAGGACUGCCAAGAGGGAGAAGGCUUUACAAGCAAUAGCCAACAAGAAAGUCGCCGAGGAGUUAGCAGGGGAACCAACACCUAAAGCUUCUCGUCCAAUCAUGGCGGACGAAACAGAAGCUCGAAAACAACGAAAGGCCGACCUUCAAGAGCUUGUAAAACAAGUCAAAGCUAUUCUUGAAAACAAGAAAGCCCCUCCACCCGCCAAACGCAAGCAGGACCUUCGCGAAAUCAAUAGAGAAAUCAAGGGGACCAUGUCCGUACUUAACAGGAAGCCCGUCUCGGAAAUUGAAACCUCGAUAGAUGCUCUCAUCUCUCGACUCGCCAACCUUUAUCCCAGCAACCUCUUCGCUCGCAUCGACAAAAAGGCGAAUUCGAAAUCGAAGCCAGCCUCCGAAAUUGCAGGGGAAGCCAAGUCUUCUACUCAAGAAUUUACAGCCAAAGAGAAACAGAAGAUGCGUGAAGCUGUUGUUCUUAGUCGUGAGAAUCCAGUCGAUGAAUCGAAGCCCUACGCUACACCAUGGGCUCCACGACCUUAUAUGAGUGCAUUCGCAUUCAUCCCAAGAUACUUGGAGGUUAAUCACAAUAUCUGUUCUGCAGUUUAUUUGAGGCAUCCAGUGGCGAGGCCGGGGUUGGCAGAGGUACCUACACCGUUCAGUGCGGAACAGUUGCAGUUAGCUUUCAAUUGGUAUUUGAGAAGGAGGUAG